Molecule: messenger RNA, 769 nt
Organism: Zopfia rhizophila CBS 207.26
Lineage: Eukaryota; Fungi; Ascomycota; Dothideomycetes; Zopfiaceae
Source: the annotation of a GenBank genome assembly
CACCUACAGAAGUUAAGUUACUCCUGUUUAGUCUCGCAAGGCCAUCUCUCCUUCCGUUGCAACGCGUUUCAUCCUUUCUUCUACCAAAAUUCGACUCUGCCCAUCAUGCAGCUCUCUAUCCUAUUCAGCAGCGUGUGUAUUGUAACUACCGUACUAGCCGCCUUCGACUAAACCGGGGCUGGUGCAGUUCUCAAAGCACCAGAAGGGAACUCUUUUACUUCAGUCUCCAGCACCUUCACCGUCCUAUCCUUAACCGGCAACAAGCUCUCUAUAUGGGUCCCAAUCUGUGAAUGCACAAAAUAAGAUUACGUUCUCAAAUGCGGCAUUACUUAUGACCAAAAUCUUACUUCCUUUGCGGCAUGGUAUCCAGUCAAUGCGACAGACACGACAAGCGCAGCACCCGUCAAAGCAAGCGAUUCUAUCACUGUUACAAUCUCUGUCGCCUCACCGAAUUCGAGUGCUGUGGUCCUCGAAAAUAAAACGCAGAAAAAAAUGUCCACCCAGACGACCAAAGCCUCUGAUUCCGUGGACACUUCAAAGCUGACCACACUUGCCGCUGACUGGUUCGUGCAAGCUGAUCAAACCGCGGGUGAACUAGUCCAGGUGCCUUGUUUUGGUACAGUAUCUUUUACCGCCUAUAGCGCGACGUUGAAGAGUGGAAAAUCUGUUUCCCCCACGGUCGCGGAGACUUUUGAAAUAUCAGGGUACUUCCGGGCAGAUCUACUCAAAGACGACUACGACAAGCUCAGGCGUUUCGGUUAUACAGCAA